UCGUGUGUUGACUUGCUUUUGUGAAUUUGUGCUGUGUUUUGAAGAAUAAAAUAUAUCGCAAAAAAUAAGCAGUACAUUACGAAUAUAAUUAUGUAAAAUGGCUUCAAAUGGAGAAAUCAUUCAAUAUGUGCCUUUUACGUCCUUCGUUCACCCAUCCUUUUGGCAUGCUCUUACUGAUAUGAAACUAGAGGUUGAUAGGCUGAACGAAACUACAAAACAAAUUUUUGGCCGAUUUACAUACCGUGAUGAUAUCGGGACUGUAUUUGAAGUUGACGGAACCUCGUUCAAUAAGGAACCCACCAAUCAGCAGCUUUAUGAAAAUGUUACGGGAACUAUAAUGAACAAGAACACAAUAGAAGAGUUUAAGAACAUAGAUAAAGCAGCAUUACUAAAUUCAAUUGGGGAAGCAAUAUGGGCUAACAUAAAGAAAAAAACAUGGAUCACAAACCCCAGGGCCUUGUUGAAUUUUAUCAUUCUUUCAUUUGCUGAUUUAAAGAAAUUCCACUACUACUACUGGUUUGCCUUCCCAUCACCGAGCCAACCGACAGUCUACCUCAAAGAGACCAACAGCAUAUCUUUAAGCUUCAGCAACAAACAGCUUGAAGAUCUUGCACAAGACUAUAAAAAACUAGACUCAAAUCAGAAAAACUUCUUUUUCAUCCUUCAAGAAAAUGAUAGUGUUGUAAUAAAAUCUUUAGCCGAACUAUUUGAUCCAAAUUUAGAAGUACAAAACGAUUUAAACAUUGACUUAUCUAGUCUUUACUUUGUGUUUGCUGAUCCAAGUAACGGAAACAAUCCAGGAUGGCCGCUACGGUCAUUUUUAGCAGCAUUACUUGAACAUUGCCCAAGUCUAUGCAAGACAGAUAUCCGGGUUAUAGGGCUGAGGUGCAGUGCUAGCGGUGCAGUGGAGAAAAGUUUGGUGUUUACUGUUUCUGUACCUGAGAAUGUGCAAGCAGUAGAGAGCGCCGGCUGGGUAGGCUGGGCGAGGAACGACCGAGGAAACUUCGGGCCCAAGCUGGCCAACAUGUCCGCGUCCAUGGACCCUAUCAAGUUAGCUGACACAUCAUCAGACCUGAACAUCAAGCUGAUGAAGUGGAGACUAGUACCGGAUCUUGAUGUGGAUGUCAUGAAGCGCACCAAGUGCCUACUGCUCGGCGCAGGCACGCUCGGGUGCCACGUAGCACGGGAUCUGCUGGCUUGGGGUUUCCGUCACAUCACCUUCGUGGACUACGGAAAAGUUACCUACUCGAACCCGACGCGGCAAGUCCUGUUCACGCACGACGAUUGCAGGGCCAGCCGGGGCAAAGCUGAUGCUGCUGCUGACAAUUUGAGAAAGAUUCUGCCUUCUGUAGAAACCCGCGGCAUUGCGCUACACAUCCCAAUGCCAGGGCAUCCAGUAGGCGAAUCUCUCCGCGCCGAAACUGCUGCCAACAUCAAAACUCUAACCGAAGAAAUACAAGCCCAUGAUGUGACAUUCUUGCUGUUAGAUACUAGAGAGGCGAGAUGGUUACCUACGCUUCUUGGUGCACAUUAUGGGAAGAUAGUAAUAAACGCAGCCCUUGGCUUCGACAGCUACCUAGUCAUGAGGCACGGGGCAUCCUCUCAACUACAGUCAGAUGCUGAACAGUCGAAUAUUGAACCGUCGGGCUCUAAACAGUCACCAGCUACAUACCUGCCGGGCGCUCAGCUGGGCUGUUACUUCUGCAAUGACGUCACUGCUCCGGGCAAUUCGCUGAAGGACCGUACAUUAGAUCAACAAUGCACAGUGACACGACCCGGCGCCGCGGCCGUGGCCGGCGCGCUUGCAGUUGAACUCCUCGCUGGACUCACGCAGCACCCACUCAGGGAACACGCUCCAGCCCUAUACAACCUGACGGACGAGUCAGACAUACCACCUCACCUCCAAGGCGUGCUUGGUCCUAUCCCCCACUCCAUCCGCGGUUUUCUCCACUCAUACCGCACAGUAGCACCCACCUGUGCGAAAUUCAACCACUGUAUAGCGUGCUCGGACUUAGUACUGGAGAAAUAUAGAAAAGAGGGGGAGGAAUUCGUGUUUAAAGUGCUCAAUAGUGGCAGCUACUUGGAAGAGGUUACUGGUUUGGCAGAGUUGCAGCUGACUGCUGAAAUGACUGAUAUACUCACAUUUUCGGAUGAAGAUGAAGAAUGAGCAGCUGAAAAAGUCUAUUUUACUCUCUAGAUAUUUGUUAAGCAUUUAAUUGUUAUUAUGAAUUUAUUCUCUAGAUACGCAUUUUAUAGUAUUUAUAUUCAAUAGCUUUGUCAAGCUUUAAAUGUACUUAUAUUUGUUACAACGCAACGUCUGAUGAGUUGCUAUGUGCUGAUUGUAUAUUUAUAUUACAUUUUAUUCAAAUAAAUUUUGAUAAAUCUGAGGAGGGUUCGUGGCUUGCAAUUUGGAAUAAUAUAAUUAUGUAUUCCUUUUGUUUAAUACGAUCACUGUCGCCUAUAAACUAACGAAACACCAGAAGGGUUGGAGUUGCGUUGCCGGUCUUUAAGAUGGGUGUACGCUCUUUUUUCAUCCCACCAUAUGUAUUAGUCUGCAAAAAUAAUUCUCGGUCGGAAGUGGAAUUUACGUAUAGCCGCAGCCGAAGAAGGUAGUCAAUAUUUGUGAAGCCGAGCCGACCGGUUGCCGAGUCAACGGUUAUAUUAUAGCUCUUUAGUUGUCACUAAGUAGGCCAUUAUUUUUGAGUGCUUUGCCCUAUGUUGUUCCGUCUAUUGUCCUUUGAGUCGUCGGCAACCCGAACCCUCCUUAGAACUUGUACACUCCUUUUUGCUGUGUACUUAACACAGCAAAAGGGAAUGUACAAGUUUCUAAUGGGGUGGCAAC
Leguminivora glycinivorella is the source of this 2842-nucleotide messenger RNA. It is a transcript of the gene Atg7, whose product is annotated as ubiquitin-like modifier-activating enzyme ATG7. Gene Ontology annotation, molecular function: Atg12 activating enzyme activity; Atg8 activating enzyme activity. Lineage: Eukaryota; Metazoa; Arthropoda; Insecta; Lepidoptera; Tortricidae. The record is from RefSeq and is a predicted model, not a curated record. Bases 98 to 2167 code for a protein of 689 amino acids. Gene Ontology annotation, biological process: cellular response to nitrogen starvation; autophagy of mitochondrion; autophagosome assembly. Gene Ontology annotation, cellular component: phagophore assembly site; cytoplasm. The transcript is spliced from 11 exons.